GGCGGACAACCUCUGCGGCCGGCCACUUAUACCCUUUACGAUACCUCAUUCGUCAAGAUCUAGCUACUUGCGUUCUCAGAAAGAGGUCGUGAUUGUUUUAUCUCCGUCUGCAGGACAUGUUCCCGGUUCUUGUAGGACACUUCGCGCGACCGGGACCACACAAUAUCGCACUCUGGCGGCAUUUCUUUGCGGCAUCUCAGACAUGUAGACGCUCUUUGGUUAGCUUUUCAUCCUUGAAAUAUUGCUCAGCGGGAAGAUCUCGACGGUGUUAUGGACACUUGGCUCAGGGGAAAUCUCAGGAAGCCGGAAGGAAGAAUGAAGGGUUCAAAGAGAAGCCUUCGACUCCUCCCAACUCAAAGUCUUCGACUUCAGGCGAUAUUCUGUCCGAGGUAGCACCACCGACACUAUCACAAGAGCGAAGAAACAAUUGGAUAGUGAUCAAACGCCUCAUGGAAAAUGUAUGGCCCAAGAAUGAUUGGAAGACACGCGGGACAGUAGUGAUGGGAUUCGUGUUCCUUUUUGGCGGAAAAUUGCUCAACGUUCAAGUGCCACUAAUAUUCAAGCAAAUCAUUGAUACUUUGAACUUGGAUAUCACUUCGAGUACAACUGUAUGGACAGUCGGCGGUUCACUUAUUCUUGGCUAUGGGGCUGCUAGAAUUGGCGCAAACGUUUUUGGGGAACUACUGAACGCUACCUUCGCCAAUAUUGGACAACGCGCCGUACGAAAAGUUGCACGCGAAACAUUCGAUCAAAUCAUGAGCAUGGAUAUGAAGUUUCAUCUAUCGCGUCAAACCGGAGGUUUAACAAGAGCAAUUGAUCGAGGAACGAAGGGAAUAAGUUUCCUGGUACAGGCGGUUCUCUUUCGGAUAAUACCUACCGCCGUCGAGAUUUCUUUGGUUUGCGGUAUCUUGACGUACAAGUUCGGAUGGAACUUUGCUGCCAUAACAGUCGGGACUCUCGCCGCCUAUACGUGGUUUACUGUCCGUACAACUGCUUGGAGAACUCGUUUCCGUCGUGAGGCAAACAAGGCCGACAAUCAGGCUGCCACCAUUGCAGUUGAUUCAUUACUUAAUUACGAAGCUGUCAAGCAUUUCAACAAUGAGAAGUUUGAGACUGCACAAUAUGACAAGCACCUCAAGGAUUACGAGUCUUCCUCCGUUAAGAUAACGACUUCCCUGUCAUUCCUCAACUCGGGGCAAAACGUGAUAUUCUCGAGUGCAUUGACAAUGACUAUGUUGAUGGCUGCACAAGGUGUCAUUGAAGGAACUAUGACUGUGGGUGACCUUGUAAUGGUCAAUCAAUUGAUUUUCCAGCUUUCCUUCCCUCUGAAUUUCCUUGGGACCAUCUACCGAGAAAUGAAGCAGAACCUCUUGGAUAUGGAGGUUCUCUUCAAAUUACGCGAGGAGAAUCCGCCUCUUCAAGACAAACCUGGUGCAAAACCCCUACAACUACGCGGGGGGUCCAUCCGGUUCGAGAACGUAGACUUUGCCUACCAUCCUGACCGUCCCAUCUUCCGAAAUCUCUCCUUCACCGUUCCUGCGGGGAAGAAAGUAGCAAUUGUUGGUCCCUCCGGAUGCGGAAAGUCAACUGUGUUCCGUCUUCUAUUCCGAUUUUACGAUCCCUCGUCUGGACGAAUCUUCAUAGACGACCAAGAUGUUCGAGAUUUACAAAUCAAGAGUGUUCGGGAGAAUAUCGGUGUGGUACCACAGGAUACACCACUUUUCCACGCGGAUGUUAUGCACAAUGUGCGGUAUGGAAGGUUGUCGGCGACAGAUGAAGAGGUCAUAGAGGCGGCCAAGAAGGCCAAUGUGCAUAACACGGUUACGGGACUACCAGAAGGGUAUAAGACGAAGGUGGGGGAGAGAGGGUUGAUGAUCAGUGGAGGAGAGAAGCAGAGGUUGGCGGUGGCUCGAGUCUUAUUGAAGGAUCCUCCGAUUUUGUUCUUUGACGAAGCGACUUCGGCGCUGGAUUCCAACACAGAAACGGAGCUGAUGCGGAAUAUCAACAAUACCCUAUUAGAUCAGUCGAGAACGAGCAUAUUUAUUGCUCACCGACUCAAGACCGUUGUCGAAGCUGAUCUCAUUGUUGUUCUGAAGGAUGGUCAGGUAGCUGAACAGGGAACCCACGAGCAACUGAUUAGAAAAGGCGGCUUGUAUUUCACAAUGUGGCAACAACAAUCCUCUGCAGAAUUGUUAUCGGAGGCAGAGCUAUCGGAUGUCACGUCGUAGAUAAGGAGUGGUGGCAUGCUUGAGGCGUAUUUCUUAGAUUUAUCGUAUUCUAUACAUAUGUAGACCUGUAACCGGCCCUUCAAACGAUGGCU
This is a messenger RNA of Marasmius oreades (fairy-ring Marasmius), 2320 nucleotides long. RefSeq names its product Iron-sulfur clusters transporter atm1, mitochondrial (gene ATM1). The record is from RefSeq and is a predicted model, not a curated record. Lineage: Eukaryota; Fungi; Basidiomycota; Agaricomycetes; Agaricales; Marasmiaceae. Gene Ontology annotation, biological process: intracellular iron ion homeostasis; transmembrane transport. The coding region runs from base 117 to 2228 and encodes 703 amino acids. Gene Ontology annotation, molecular function: ATP binding; ABC-type transporter activity; ATP hydrolysis activity. The transcript is spliced from 12 exons. Gene Ontology annotation, cellular component: mitochondrial inner membrane.